AUGGUUGGUCAGAUCUCCUACACCGAGGAGCAGAUAAUCUUCGUUCUGCAACAACUUCUCGCUGGAGAGAAGCGCGACGUCAUUCUCCAGGAAUACAAGAGAGAGUUCAACAAGGCUCUUUCUACAGCACAGCUUCGAUACAUCAAGAUAAAAUACGGCCAUGAUCCAGAAUUUGGGCAAGUACAGCCCUCUUACUCCAUUAAUCAUCAUAUUUCCAAUUACUUCCGUCAGUCCUUGAUUGUCACCGCAAUGAUUAACCGCAAGCUACCAAAGAAUGGUGGAAACAGGAAGACGGCGAAGGAACCUUCAAAAAAGGAAACGAUCCAACUUGCCCAACCUAUGAGCGAUGGUCCCUAUCCAACCGUCAUGCUUGUGUCCCAACCAAACUCUGGUUCCUUGCAAUCUCUGCCAGCGGACUUUCCAGCCAUGAGACAUCUGAUUGAAUACAACCAAGGUCCCUCAGAGCCACUGAUCACAGACAAAGGUCUGUCGUUGUUACACCAACAAUCGCAGCAACAGCACGCCGGUCUUCCGAACCAUCAGUUGGAGACAAGCACUGAACAGCCAUCUGGUACGUACUGGUUUGACCAAUAUCAACCCACAUCCUACAGCACUGCAUAUGGUAACCAGCCUGUUCUGCACUACUGCAAUCAAAUAUUGUAUCCCUCCGUGGCUAAGAAGAGAAAGCACGACGAGCUUGUGGAACCAACUUCGAUGUUGACCGCAGAACUGGCGUCAACAAGAGGAUUGGAGGACACCCUAUACAUCGAUACCACUGCUCUUGAAACCGCCGAGAAGAGAGAGAAGAGGAGGAAGCUCGAGUCACCAGCUGCCGAUUACACUCCUAUUCCCACGGCUACUCCAGCCCAGACGCCAACGGAUAGCAUGGCGGAUCAAAAGGUCACGAAACGGAGCAAAGUAUAUUUCUCCAAUGGUGUUCCGUCUCAAAGAUCCGUUCCUCCUAACGAUCUAACCACGAUGGAGGACGAACUUUCGCCAUGGAGCAAGCUUGCCGAAGGCACCGACCCCGAAAACCGGCCCCAGAAACCAAUGACGACUCCCCCAUCACUCCGAACCUGGAAAGGCAUCGUCCAUCUGGACGGCCCUUCUCCCCAAGGCCGGAUUUCAAAGGCGGUUAAAUCGGCGACUGUGUACACGAAUCAGGAGCUCACAUUCCCGAGAGAAUAUGGGAGCCCGUUGUUCGACAAUACUGGAUCCAGUCUGCGGUACAAUCAUCAAGUGGAUGCCUCUUACUAUCCUCUGUCCUUGGAGGUGUAUGACCCCGCGCUCGACCCGGCGUUCGAGCAUUGCGUCGAUGCCACUUUACAACCUCGUGCUGGAGAUGCCAUUCUUGAGACACACAGCAGUGCCUCUGUAGGGAAUGACGAUAACCAAGAACAGUCUGCCUCCGGUUCAACGACGGUACCGCAUCAGUUCGACUUCGAGGAGGAUUUCGAUUUUUUCAAGGAGAUUGAAGGGUUUGACUGGAGUGUUUGUCUCCCCACUGAUGCUGACCAGACGCAGAAGGCCGACGGUCAAACUCAACUUUCCGAGUAG
Molecule: messenger RNA, 1557 nt
Organism: Colletotrichum destructivum
Lineage: Eukaryota; Fungi; Ascomycota; Sordariomycetes; Glomerellales; Glomerellaceae
Exons: 3
Coding region: 1-1557 (518 amino acids)
Source: RefSeq, a predicted model, not a curated record